CCCAGCGUCGGAGCCAUGGCGGGCGCCGCGUCCCCUUGCGCCAAUGGCUGCGCUCCCGGCGCGCCCUCGGACGUCGAGGUGCUGCACCUCUGCCGCAGCCUCGAGGUGGGCACCGUCAUGACUUUGUUCUACUCCAAGAAGUCGCAGCGGCCCGAGCGGAAGACCUUCCAGGUCAAACUGGAGACGCGCCAGAUCACGUGGAGCCGCGGCGCCGACAAGAUCGAGGGGGCCAUUGACAUUCGUGAAAUCAAGGAGAUCCGCCCAGGAAAGACCUCACGGGACUUCGAUCGCUAUCAAGAGGACCCCGCUUUCCGCCCAGACCAGUCACACUGCUUUGUCAUCCUCUAUGGGAUGGAAUUCCGCCUGAAGACCCUGAGCUUACAAGCAACGUCUGAGGAUGAAGUGAAUAUGUGGAUCAAGGGCUUAACUUGGCUGAUGGAGGACACAUUGCAGGCAGCUACACCUCUGCAGAUUGAGAGGUGGCUUCGGAAGCAGUUCUACUCAGUGGAUCGGAAUCGGGAGGAUCGUAUUUCAGCCAAAGACCUGAAGAACAUGCUGUCCCAGGUCAACUACCGGGUCCCCAACAUGCGCUUCCUCAAAGAGCGGCUGACGGACCUGGAACAGCGCAGUGGGGACAUCACCUACGGGCAGUUUGCUCAGCUGUACCGCAGCCUCAUGUACAGCGCCCAGAAGACGAUGGAUCUCCCCUUCUUGGAAGCCAGCGCCCUGAGGACAGGGGAGCGACCAGAUCUUUGCCGAGUGACCCUUCCUGAGUUCCAGCAGUUUCUCCUUGAGUACCAGGGGGAGCUAUGGGCCGUCGACCGGCUCCAGGUACAGGAAUUCAUGCUCAGCUUUCUCCGGGACCCCUUGCGAGAGAUUGAGGAACCAUACUUCUUCCUGGAUGAGUUUGUCACCUUCCUGUUCUCCAAAGAGAACAGUGUGUGGAACUCCCAGCUGGAUGCAGUGUGCCCAGACACCAUGAACAACCCUCUCUCCCACUACUGGAUCUCAUCCUCACACAACACAUACCUGACUGGGGACCAGUUCUCCAGCGAGUCCUCCCUGGAAGCCUAUGCUCGGUGUCUGCGGAUGGGCUGUCGCUGCAUUGAAUUGGACUGCUGGGAUGGCCCAGAUGGGAUGCCAGUCAUUUACCAUGGACACACCCUUACCACCAAGAUCAAGUUCUCAGAUGUCCUGCAUACCAUCAAGGAACAUGCCUUUGUGGCCUCAGAGUACCCGGUCAUCCUGUCCAUCGAGGACCACUGCAGCAUUGCCCAGCAGAGGAACAUGGCCCAGUACUUUAAGAAGGUGCUGGGGGACACGCUCCUCACCAAGCCUGUGGACAUUGCUGCCGAUGGGCUGCCCUCACCCAACCAGCUCAAGAGGAAGAUCCUUAUCAAGCACAAGAAGCUGGCUGAGGGCAGUGCCUAUGAGGAAGUGCCCACCUCGGUGAUGUACUCUGAGAAUGACAUCAGCAACUCCAUCAAGAAUGGCAUCCUGUACUUGGAGGACCCUGUGAACCACGAAUGGUAUCCCCACUACUUUGUUCUGACCAGCAGUAAGAUCUAUUACUCUGAGGAAACCAGCAGUGACCAGGGCAAUGAAGAUGAGGAGGAGCCCAAGGAGGCCAGUGGCAGCACAGAGCUGCACUCCAAUGAGAAGUGGUUCCACGGGAAGCUUGGGGCAGGACGGGACGGGCGGCACAUCGCCGAGCGCCUGCUCACGGAGUACUGCAUCGAGACCGGCGCCCCCGACGGCUCCUUCCUAGUUCGGGAGAGCGAAACCUUUGUGGGCGACUACACAUUGUCUUUCUGGCGGAAUGGGAAAGUCCAGCACUGCCGUAUCCACUCCCGGCAGGAUGCUGGGACCCCCAAGUUCUUCCUGACAGACAAUCUGGUCUUUGACUCCCUCUAUGAUCUCAUCACACACUACCAGCAAGUACCUCUGCGCUGCAAUGAGUUUGAGAUGCGUCUGUCAGAGCCUGUUCCACAGACCAAUGCCCAUGAGAGCAAAGAGUGGUACCAUGCAAGCCUGACCAGAGCACAGGCUGAGCAUAUGCUGAUGCGUGUUCCCCGUGAUGGGGCCUUCCUGGUGCGAAAACGGAGUGAGCCCAACUCAUAUGCCAUCUCCUUCCGGGCUGAGGGCAAGAUCAAGCAUUGCCGUGUGCAGCAGGAGGGCCAGACAGUGAUGCUGGGGAACUCGGAGUUUGACAGCCUCGUUGACCUCAUCAGCUACUAUGAGAAGCACCCACUGUACCGCAAGAUGAAGCUACGCUAUCCUAUCAAUGAAGAGGCAUUGGAGAAGAUUGGCACAGCUGAACCUGACUAUGGGGCCCUGUAUGAGGGCCGAAACCCUGGCUUUUACGUGGAGGCAAACCCUAUGCCGACUUUCAAGUGUGCAGUCAAAGCCCUCUUUGACUACAAGGCGCAGAGAGAGGAUGAGCUGACCUUUACCAAGAGCGCUAUCAUCCAGAAUGUAGAGAAGCAAGAAGGAGGCUGGUGGCGAGGAGACUAUGGAGGAAAAAAGCAGCUGUGGUUCCCUUCAAACUACGUGGAAGAGAUGGUCAGUCCAGCGGCCCUGGAGCCUGAAAGGGAGCACUUGGACGAGAACAGCCCCCUGGGGGACUUGCUGCGGGGGGUCUUGGAUGUGCCGGCUUGUCAGAUUGCCAUCCGUCCUGAGGGCAAGAACAACCGGCUCUUCGUGUUCUCCAUCAGCAUGGCCUCGCUGGCCCACUGGUCCCUGGAUGUUGCUGCUGACUCACAGGAGGAGCUUCAGGACUGGGUGAAAAAGAUCCGUGAGGUGGCCCAGACUGCAGAUGCUAGGCUCACUGAGGGGAAGAUGAUGGAACGGAGGAAGAAGAUCGCUCUGGAACUGUCUGAGCUUGUCGUCUACUGCCGGCCUGUGCCCUUCGACGAAGAGAAAAUCGGCACAGAGCGAGCUUGCUAUCGGGACAUGUCAUCCUUCCCGGAAACCAAGGCUGAGAAAUAUGUGAACAAGGCCAAAGGCAAGAAGUUCCUCCAGUACAACCGUCUGCAACUCUCUCGCAUCUACCCCAAGGGCCAGAGGCUAGACUCCUCUAAUUACGACCCUUUGCCCAUGUGGAUCUGUGGCAGUCAGCUGGUGGCCCUCAACUUCCAGACCCCAGAUAAGCCUAUGCAGAUGAACCAGGCCCUCUUCAUGGCUGGUGGGCACUGUGGCUACGUGCUGCAGCCCAACACCAUGCGGGAUGAGGCCUUUGAUCCAUUCGACAAGAGCAGCCUCCGGGGGCUAGAGCCGUGUGCCAUCUGCAUCGAGGUGCUGGGGGCCCGGCAUCUGCCGAAGAAUGGCCGAGGCAUUGUGUGUCCUUUUGUGGAGAUUGAGGUGGCUGGAGCAGAGUAUGACAGUACCAAGCAGAAGACAGAAUUUGUGGUGGACAAUGGACUGAACCCGAUGUGGCCCGCCAAGCCCUUCCACUUCCAGAUCAGCAACCCUGAAUUUGCCUUCCUGCGCUUUGUGGUAUAUGAAGAAGACAUGUUCAGUGACCAGAACUUCUUGGCUCAGGCUACUUUCCCAGUGAAAGGCCUGAAGACAGGAUACAGAGCAGUGCCUUUGAAGAACAACUACAGUGAGGACCUGGAGUUGGCCUCUCUGCUCAUCAAGAUCGACAUUUUCCCUGCCAAGGUAGCACAGGAGAAUGGUGAUCUCAGUCCCUUUGGUAGCACGUCCCUGCGGGAACGGGGUUCAGAUGCCUCAGGCCAGCUGUUUCACGGCAGAGCCCGAGAAGGUUCUUUUGAAGCCCGCUACCAGCAGCCGUUUGAGGACUUCCGCAUCUCCCAGGAGCAUCUUGCAGACCAUUUUGAUGGUCGAGAACGAAGGGCCCCAAGGAGGACUCGGGUCAAUGGAGACAGCCGCCUCUAGUUGUGCUCCCGCCUUGUUGGAGAGCAGCAGGGGUGUGCGCCUCGUGGAGCGCCGUCAGCUGGGUUCUUCGGAGCAGCCUUCCUGGUCUCGCAGCCUGGAGCCUGGAUUCCAGCAGGGAAUGCUAGACAACCAAGCCAUUAAUGAGAUGUACUGUUUGGGGCCUCCAUGCCCAGCUCUGGGUGAAGGCAAAAACUGUAGUGGGUCUCGCAUUAAGCACACACAUCUGGCUCUGACUUCUGGAGGUGGAUCCUUCGAUCAUGUGGGGCCAGGACCACAGCCGAAGCCCCGUGGAGUGGCUGCCUCAGCCCACAGCACAGGAGGCUCCAAGGAGCCGCUGAGGUUCUCAAGAGUGGAGAAGAAGGAGGAGCCUUGCUGGGCCAAGGAAACAAAGUUUACAUUGUCCUGUAGCUUUAAAACCACAGCUGGGCAGGGUAAGAAGCUCGACGCCCCUGCAGCCAGGACAGAGGAAUGCAGGGCCUGUGUGGGGAAGGGCUCUGCCCCGCCCGAGCAGAGGACACAGCACAAGGGCACAUCGCCCACGGCUGGGGAUGCCACCCAGCCUGAAAGAUAACCGGGGAUCAUGAUGGAAAUAGCAGUAUUAUUUUUUUCUCCUCAGUGGUAUUGUAGCUAAGUUAUUUCCUCCUCCUACCCAGUCUCUUCCUCUGAGAGGAGACUGGCAGGUGGGCCUGCCACGCUGGGAGAGCUCAGUUGUGGAAGUUGGGAGGCGUGCUCAGGAGGAGAGGAGCAGGUGGGCAGAGAGGACACAGCCAAGCCUACUCUGGUAGGGUGGGUUGUUUGUUUAAGGCAAAGAUGACUCGGUGUGCUUUCUCUUAGGAAUGAGAAAGGGAUUAAGAAGCUGCCUGUCUCGUGGGGAGGUGUGAAGACAGGCAGGUGCAGGAUGGAGCUGGCGCAUUACUGCAGCUUCUGCCUAGUCACAAAUAAGGAGAUGGAAAGGUUUGGAAAGGCAGUCCCCACCUGAGGACAGAAACUGGGGUCCAGGCCCGUGGGCGCAAAGGUGCCUCAUAGUAUAGCCAGCAUCCAGCACACGCAAACCCACUGCCCAUGGUUGGGCUCUGGGUUGGCCAUUUGCUAGUUCUCUUGCCCUCUUCAAAUCUGACUGCCAAAUAAAUCAUCCUCAUGUCCCUUUUCCUUUAACUUGUAUGCUUUUUGGGGAGCCCAGGAAGGCCUGUCCCUGAGUAGUUACUCAGCAGUUGAAGCAGGUGAGUAGUUUCGGGAAGCUUCUCAGGCCCAGCAUGUCUUCCCUUCCUCUGGGCUAACAUCAGACAUGGGGCCACUCUCCCCCAGCCUGUCCUCCGCCAGUGUGACUGGAUAGCAUGCAUUUCCUGCUGGAAUCCAGGCUCCAGCCAGCUUUGAUGGUGGGUGAGGAGCGACCAGCACCCUCUUUGGUUCCACAGAAACCUAUCAUUUCAGACAAGCAGCUUCCAAGGGUGUGUUGCCAGGUGCCAUUCUGGUUGCCUCUGUAACUUGGAACCCAAAUCUCCAUGCCUGCAGCAUUGGUUGGAAAGGUCCUUUUCUCACGGUUCUGUUUUUGUAGUGGUUUGUGCUAGAGUUGGACAAAGAUGAUGCCACUCUUUUUUUGACAAGCAGAGUUAGACAGGGAGAGACAGAGAGAAAGGUCUUCCUUUUCCGUUGGUUCACUUCCCAAGUGGCCACUACAGCCGCCUCGCUGCGCCGAUCCGAAGCCAAGAGCCAGGUGCUUCCUCCUGGUCUCCCAUGGGGUGCAGGGCCCAAGCACCUGGGCCACACUCCACUGCCCUCCCGGGCCAUAGCAGAGAGCUGGACUGGAAGAGGAGCAACCAAGACAGAAUCCGGCACCCCAACCUGGCCUAGAACCCAGGGUGCUGGUGCCGUAGGCGGAGGAUUAGCCUAGUGAGCUGUGGUGCUGGCCACCACUCUGUUUUUUAAAUGGUGCAUGUGAUGCCCUGAACUGGAUCUGACAGCCACAGAGCUUGGGUUCUGGCUGGCCUGGGGCUUUCUUCUAAGGGCUUUACAGCUUCUGCUCAGAGAAGGGGGUAGGAGGAAGGAACUUGGGUCUCAUGAUCCAUGUUUUCCUACUGCAGAUUCUUGUGCACCACGGAGAAAACAUUCCUAAUCAGGGAAGGAGGAAGUCCGCUGGUCCUUCAGUUGGGGCCCACCUGUGUUGUCUUUGGCUUAUUGGCAAUGACCCCUGAGUUCAUUGGUUACUGAGUUCUGGAACAUGGCCUGGGGGAAGCACAGCCCUGUUCGCUAGGCGGCUUCUCAGACCCUUGGCGCACCUAUCUUGGGCUCCUUACAGCGUUCACUUUGCUUCUUCCUGCAAAUGUUUGGUUCUUCCUAAUGGAAAAUAUGGCAGUCCUCAGUCACACAAAUUUAAACAUCAGUUUCCUGCAGUGACCCAGGAGGUACAGCAAGGUGGAGUAUGUGUGCUGAUGGGGCUGGACUCUUACCUGGGCCUGAAUGUCUUGGCAUCCAGCAGUUGCUUGCUUCACCCCACACAUGCGGGCUGUGUCCAAACAGUGCACAAAUUGGUUAGCACUGCCUUCCACCCACAAGGCUGUAACCCAGGGAGUCUCGGCCUUGGGAAGCUUCUGAAAAAUACUUGUGCCUGGGGCCUUAGCUCCAAGGUAAUUUUGUCAGAGGGAGGCAAAGUCACUGAUCCCAGGGGUGCUGGCAAAAUGAGCAGAUUCCCUUGCAGCCUCCAUGCUCUCCCGUCUGCAUCCUAAGACUUCCUGGCUGGAGAGCAGGUUCAAAGCAAUAGAUGUUCACUUUGUCCCCAAGGGACACACACAGACAGCAUUGCCCUGGGGUUCAGCAACAUUGUCUCCUGCCACAAGACCACUGAAGGCAGGAGCAGUUUCUAACCUCAGUUGAGGAAAUUGCCACCAACAGUUAUCUGUGGCCAUGAGCAGAAAGAGCAGGGGCCUCCCUCCUAACCAGAAGCAUCACUGGAGGGCUGGGCCUGGGGCAAGAAACUCAGUGUUUAACCAACAUCUCACCAUAUCACUUCUGUUGGCAGGGCGGGGCCACACCAACACACUAUCAUGUUAUCCCACUGAACUAGCUCAGUGGGCAGAAUGGGGGCAUGCCUCCCUCACACUUGUGGAUCAGGCUCUGUCAGCCUGAGGGCCAGUGUGGGUGUGCCAUUCCCUGCCUUGAGGCCACCACAACUGCCCACUGCCCGAGUCUGUGCCCACCACGGGGUUCAGCUAAUGAGCUGCAGGGUUUCACAGCAGUCUGGUCUGGCCCCGGUCUCUGGAAGGACCGAGUGAGGACCGGCCCUGGUGUCUACCUGGACCAGAGUCACCACUGUGCCCUGGCAUCUGCCCCAGGUGUUUUAUUUCAGGGGCACCUUCUAGUUUCUGCCACAGGCACUUGGGACUACCCCAACAAAACCUGUGUUCGUCUGAUUCCUCCAGGAGGCCUUUGGGUCCUUGGCGCGUGUUCACCAGUCCCCUCAGCAAGUGUAAGCUCUGCUUGUGGGCACUUCACUCCCAGGGGGGAGGAGACAAACGCCACACCGCGCCAGCGUCUCACCAGAGCCCUGAUGUCUCCAGAUUUGCCUUUGCCCUUUUAGCAUAGUUUCUAGAACAGCAGCUCUUUCACAGAGAAUUCAUGACAGUGACCUCAGCAAUACAAGCAGCGGGGGACCGGGAGCUCCUCUGAAGUGAGCUGACGGAAACGGCCGCUUGAGCAUCCGUAUAAGGUCAGUCUUGGCCACAGAGCAAGUCAGCAGAUAGAAAGUGUUCUGAGCUUGUUUGCCCUGACCUCCCACAUAGAAGAAGGCAGCAGAUGUAAAAUGUAUUUACAUUUUUAUUUAGGAACAAUCAAAGGGCUUGAAGUACCAUUGAGGCCCAUUUCAAACUGUACAAGCAAUUUGUCCCUGUUCCCCUCCCUUAUCCAAAUCCACAGAUACAAAAAUCUAGGAAAUGUGCAAUUUGCAUCUUAGAAAUAGCAGCAUCCCCACAGGGGACCUUGUGAGGCCUGGAGACUGAGCCCAGGGAGGGCAGCCCCCACUCAGCACAACCAGAGUCCAAACCAAAGGCACGUUGUGUCCUGUAAACACUGACCCCAGGUGCAGAAUUCCCAGGGCUCCCCGCAGAUCUCAAUGCUAGGACUGUGCCACUUCCUUCGUUUGGGGUCUGAGGGUUGGCCACAGUAGGGGUGGGGCCCUCUCACACUGUCAGUUUGGCUAAAGUUUCAGUUUGCUUUUCACUUAGCACCAAGAUGAUCACUUCUUCGGCUAUCUCUGGGAGACAGGAAGUGCAGCAAAGGCAGGCUGCUCCCCAGUCCUCCCCAGUCACACCUCAGCAGGGUUUGCUUGAAGACCAGAACACAGACAGGGGCUAGCGUGCAGGGACUGGGACUUGGUCAGGAAGGGAUCUGCAAGCCUUUGGCAACCUCCCUGGCUUCCACAAAGGCUGUGCUCAGUAAAACUCAAUGAACAAUGGCCAGCAAAGGAAAGAGGAGGGUUGGCGUGAUUUUUAAAUAACAAUUAUGGCACAGUCUGACCUCCCUGAAACAGCUGAACAAAGUGGCUGCUCAGAUGUGCGGUGGGAGCUUGCACAAGGGUGCCCACUUCCCUCGCCCAGUUUCCUGAGCAGGCCUAUUACUGUGCCAGGUCCCUGCUAAGGAGUGGGUGCCAGCUCUGAGAGUGACAUCAGGCUCUGGCCCCAUGUCAAGCAAACUGCAAGAGACAGCUGGGUGGGCACGCACCAGGGAUGAAUGAGAAGAAUCUUGAAGCACAAAUCACAAGACUCAUAGGUACCACGUGGUGGAUUUUCAUUCUUUCACAGUGAUUCUACUGGCUGGGAUUUCCUCCCAGGAAAGACCAGGCUUCUCACAGUGACUCAACAACCUGUAUCCUAGACAAUUUCACCUUCAACUGCAGUCACAACGAGUAAUCCUCAACUGUCCAUUUAUAAAGAAGGAAAUGAAAAAGCAAUAACCAGGAAAAGCUGCUCAUCGGCGCGUGCACCAUGUCCACCACCCACCCUGCCCCGAGCCGGUCUGAAGGAACAGGCCUGCUGGCAGGUAACCACACGGGCUCCUUCCAUGGACCCUGGCCCUCUGCCCACGUGGGCACACGGAAGGAAGGUGCCAGCGUCCUCUCCAGAACAGCGCCCUGGCCCUGUGCCCACUCCGCUCGGCUCCCGCUGGAGCAGCAGCAGAGCCAGGCUCUGAUAGCUGCAACAACAGAGCAGCAACCGCACAUCCACUCUUAGGGACUCCUUUUGGCCUGCUGAUCAAAACAAUUUCUAAAAAGGAAGCAUUUGCUUGCUCCUGAUCUUGUCCACAUGGUAACCAGAGUCUGCCUAAUAUAGCCCCCAAGCUCCAGGCUCCUCCCCUGCUCCAGACUUCAGAAACAUUCCUGCUGCAUCCGGGGCUGACACAUGUCUGUCUUGCCUCCAUUCUGGUGAAGGACCAGGCCCUGGCUGGCUCAUCCUGACAAGUGAGCUCACGGCUGCUAAGCCAAAAAGCAGGAUCUCAAGUGUGUCUAGGGCCACAUGCUUGGUGUGUGCUGCUCCUACUUCACAAUAAAACACAGACUGGGAGCAUGUCUGUGGCCUCCCUCACCCCAGCCUUCCCAGGGGGACCUGGCUCGGGGCAAACACAGACUCCAGCAGAAAGGAAUUCUAGCCAAGAGCUGUCAGGUGCCAUUGGGACUAAGAGCUGGGCAGGCAGCAAUCAAGGAGCCACCUCGAACUCCACUUCCACCCAGUAAAGGUCAGAAUCAAAACCAGUCCAUGAUGUUGAGGUCGCUGCACAGCUCAGCCAUUCCCCAGACCCCACUUAAAUGAUCAGCGCAAACCAGAUGGUGGGUACCUCAGCUUGAUGCCAGGUCCAGGUGGGCACUGGAGCUUAGGAGAGACUUGAGCCCACAGCUCCCUGCUUGCUCAGAUGCUGGGGGUUUUCUGGGGCAGGCCAGGAGGGCUGGUUACAGGGAAAAGAGAGAAGGAAGCUGAGUUAGACCCUAAUGAAAAGGCUCCAUGUCUGGAAAGAGGAGAACCAAGUUCUGUUAGGCCUUUGCCUGGAAGGGUUGGCUGUGUAUACCUUUAUAUGUCUAGUGAGUUCUCUAGCCUUACGAUACAAAAGAAUAUGCAAAAACUGAGUUAAACACCCCCAGGUAAACUGAGCAAGGAAGACAGUGGUGACUUUAGGAAGAUCUCAAAAUCCAGGUUAGGUUUUGCAUAAGAUUUUCUUCUUGGCUGCUUCUCCUCUCCUUUAAAAUGCUUUUAUCCAAGUGGGCUGUGAUGCCUGAGCUGAAAAAUCUGCUCCAAUCUGAGAAAUUGGGUCCAAGAGAAGACUAGGAAGACAAGAGGCAACAGGACCCAGGACAGGGACAGAGCAUAAGAAGGGAGUGAGGGAGAUGAUGUGCAUAGAAAGACCAACGUCCACCCAGGAAGGCCGACAGCCACCUUCCACAGGAGGCAAUUACGGGACAGAUGUCCCAGAGCAGAAGGGAGGGGACACAGGACCUGUCACUGGGCUACCGAGCAGGGUAAAACUCAGAGGAGCCACAUCUCAGCCUGGAGAACACACUGCAACUUCCUAGAGGGACAGCCUCCCAAAGCCAGCUGGGGACGAAGCCAUUAGAACAUGUAGGAGCCCACAAGGUACCACUUAACACUCUGCUCAGCUCCCUCCUUCUGCCUCCAGAGAGCACAGUACUUGGGUCCUUGGGUCACGGUGCUUUGGUCCACCAGAACAGCCACCUGUUGCUCAGCCGAUAAAAAGGAGCUCUACGUCACACCCAAAGUGCUGGCAAGCAGCUGUCCAUGCCAUGGUUUUUCAGGAGCCCAGGACUCCCCAGAAUGAUACUCCCCAACCCCCAAAUAAAAGGUCUCUGCUGUUGUCAAAAAUUAAAACAAGUAAUUAAA
Messenger RNA from Lepus europaeus (European hare), 10775 nucleotides. RefSeq names its product phospholipase C gamma 1 (gene PLCG1). Gene Ontology annotation, biological process: phosphatidylinositol-mediated signaling; positive regulation of epithelial cell migration; phospholipid catabolic process. Gene Ontology annotation, molecular function: phosphatidylinositol-4,5-bisphosphate phospholipase C activity; protein binding; calcium ion binding. Lineage: Eukaryota; Metazoa; Chordata; Mammalia; Lagomorpha; Leporidae. Bases 16 to 3897 code for a protein of 1293 amino acids. The transcript is spliced from 32 exons. The record is from RefSeq and is a predicted model, not a curated record.